Messenger RNA from Plasmodium yoelii, 2850 nucleotides. RefSeq lists its product as uncharacterized. Bases 1 to 2850 code for a protein of 949 amino acids. NCBI's taxonomy places the organism in Eukaryota, Apicomplexa, Aconoidasida, Haemosporida, Plasmodiidae. Gene Ontology annotation, molecular function: ATP binding; acetate-CoA ligase (ADP-forming) activity. The record is from RefSeq and is a predicted model, not a curated record. The transcript has a single exon.
AUGAGUAUACAGAAAACUGAGAAAUUUUUUCUCCGAAAAAACUUUUAUAGUGUCUGGGUUGAAUAUAAUAAAAAUGUGAAUUAUAAAAGCCAUUUUAAAAAUAGUUUAAAAUAUAUUUUUAAACCUAAAAGUAUUGCUAUAAUUGGGGCAACAGAAAGAAAGGGAUCUGUUGGUAAUUCGCUUGUUAAUAAUUUAAUAAAAGGCGAAAAUAAUUAUAAACUUCAUUUUGUAAAUAUUAAAGGUAGUAAAAUAUACAAUCGAGACAGUUAUAAAUCAUUAAAAGAUAUUAAAGAUGAAUCUAUUCAUUUAGCUGUCAUAGCAGUACCACGUGAUUAUGUUCUUAAAGCAAUGGAAGAAUUAAAAUAUAAAAAUGUUCGAGGUGUUAUUAUUAUAACUGCUGGAUUUAAAGAAACAGGUGAAGAGGGUUUAAAAUUAGAAAAACAGAUAAUAGAUAUAGCUCAAAAAAAUAAUAUAAGAAUUAUCGGACCCAAUUGUUUAGGUAUUAUACAUUCUUAUCAUAAUAUGAAUGCAUCUUUUGCAGAUAAUGAAGUGUUAAAGGGACAUUUUUCUUUAUUAUCUCAAAGUGGGGCAAUAUGUUCAGCAGCUUUAGAUUUAUCUUUACAACAUAAUAUUGGUUUUUCACAUUUUAUAUCUGUUGGAUCUAUGUGUGAUGUUCAGUUUUAUGAAUUAAUUGAAUAUUUGUUUUAUGAUGAUAAUACUAAAUAUAUUUUAUUAUAUGUUGAAUCUAUUGGAGAUAUGGAUAAAUUUAUGGAAACAUGUAAAAGAAUAUGUUUAUAUAAACCUAUAAUUAUAUUAAAAAGUGGUAAGACUGCUAAAGCAGCUGAAGCUGCUAUUUCUCAUACGGGUUCUAUGGUUGGGAAUUAUGAAAUAUUUUAUGCAUCUAUGAAAAAAUUAGGAGUUUUAGUUGCUGAAAAUUUUGAAGAAUUAUUUAAUAUGUGUAAAAUAUUAAAUUUAUCUAAAUAUCCUGAAACUAAUGAAGUAUGUGUAGUUACAAAUGCCGGAGGUCCAGGAGUGUUAUUAGUAGAUAGUAUAGUAAAAAAUGAUGGUGAUUUAACAAAUUUAAAUAAUAAGUUAAAAUCAGAAUUGGAUAAAUUUUUACCAAAUUCAUGGAGUAAAGCUAAUCCGAUUGAUAUACUUGGAGAUGCAUCUCCUGAAUUAUAUAAAAAAACUAUAGAAACAUUAGCUUUAGAUGAACAAUACAAAAAUAUAGUUGUUUUAUUAUCACCUCAAAGUGUAACUGAUCCUUUAAAAACAGCUCAUGAAAUAAUAAAUCUUAAAAAUAAAUUAUCAACAAAAAAUAAAUUAAUAUUAUGUAACUAUUUAGGAGGUACUUCUUUAGAAGAAUCAUCAAAUAUAUUGAAUAAAAAUAAUAUUCCAACAUUUAUUCAUCCUGAACACUCUGUACAGAAUUUGUUAAAAUUAUAUAAAAAUAUUAAACAUAUACAAGGAGUAUAUGAAGAGAUUCCUAAUUUUUUAGCAAAUGAUGAAGAAAAUUAUUAUAUAAAUAGUUUCAUAAAAAAAAAUUAUAAUUUAAAUUUUGAUAAUAAUGGAAAAAGUUUUGUUAAAAAUAUUCGAAAAGAUAAAGCAGUGGAGAUAAUUAAAAAAGCAUUUAAAAAUAAAAAUUAUAUAUUAAAUGAAUAUGAUUCAAAAGUAAUUUUAGAAACAUAUGAUAUACCUGUUGUUAAUACAAAAAUAUAUAAAACAUUGUUAGAUGUAGAAAAUGCUGAUAAUAUAAAUUAUCCUUGUGCUAUGAAAAUAUAUUCAGAUACAAUUACACAUAAAAAAGAUAUAGGAGGGGUUAUAUUAAACAUUAACACAAAAGAAGAAUUAAUAAAUGGUUAUAAACAAAUAUAUGAAAAUGUGAAAAAACAUAAACAAGAAAAAGGGUUUCAAGGUGUUACUAUACAAAAUAUGAUUAACAUAAAUGAUGGAAUAGAAUUAAUAUUAGGAUAUUAUUAUGAUAAAUGUUUUGGUCCUGUACUUUUAUUUGGGUCAGGUGGUUCAUAUGUUGAAAUAUUUAAAGAUACAGUUUUAUUGAUUCCACCUCUUACUUAUUCAUAUACACAUCAUACAAUUAAGAAUACCAAAAUAUAUAAUGCAUUAUUGGGUAAAUCUUCAAGAUUUAAGAAAUGUGAUAUGCCUAAACUUAUAACAACAAUUAUGAAUUUUUCUGAAUUAGUUUCAGAUUUAUUACCAUAUAUUAAUGAAUCAGAUAUAAACCCUUUAUUUGUAUCUGGAAAUAAAAUGAUUGCAUUAGAUGCUAGAUUUACUUUAAGGAAAUCUAUAAAUUUUGAUUCAGAAAAUGAAUUAUAUGAUAAAAUUGGAAAAAAAUAUCCUAUAGAUCUUGUUACAAUUCAUAAUGAACAUCCAGAUGUAGACAAUUUUUCUAAUCAUAUUACUAGACCUAUACAUGAAUAUGAUUUUAAAUUAAUUCGUAAAUUUAUUAAAAAUAAUUUAGAAGAAUUACAUAAAGAUACCUUUUUCUUUGUUAAUAAAGAUCAUAUAGAAUCCGAUAUCUUUUCAUAUCAAUUAUGUAAUUGUAAUUAUGAAUUAUAUAAUGUUAUGUUAAAUAUUGAAAAAAAUAAUAUUAAUGGGUUAGUAAAAAUCGAAAAAAAAAAAGAUUUGCAUUGUUAUAUAUAUGCUAAAGAUAAAUCUACCUUUUCUAUUUUAAUUGAUCAAAUUGAUAUUAUUUCAAAAAAAAAUACAAAUUCAAAUAGUACCUUUAUAUAUAUUAAAAAAAAUUCAAAUUAUAUAGAUAACUUGAAAAAUUCUGGAUACUCUUUAAAUUAUGAACAAGAUGAUGUUGCAUGUUUUAUAAAAACAAUUUAG